Molecule: messenger RNA, 916 nt
Organism: Molossus molossus (Pallas's mastiff bat)
Lineage: Eukaryota; Metazoa; Chordata; Mammalia; Chiroptera; Molossidae
Gene: INSYN1
Product: inhibitory synaptic factor 1
Exons: 2
Coding region: 38-916 (292 amino acids)
Biological process (GO): inhibitory postsynaptic potential
Cellular component (GO): postsynaptic density
Source: RefSeq, a predicted model, not a curated record
GGGGAGUAUGGGCAGGCCUGCAGCCACGUGGUGAAGGAUGAACAUUCGGGGCACCCCAGACCUCGGACAGCCCAGUGACGACCCCAGCAGUGGUGGCGAGCGCGAACGGAUUCGACAGCGCAUGAAGAUGGUGAUCGGGCAGCUCGAGGGCAUCUUGUGGGAGCUCAAGGAGGUGGCCAAGGAGCUCAGGGAGGUGGUGAGCCAGAUAGAUAAGCUAACCUCAGACUUUGACUUUGAACUGGAGCCAGAUGACUGGACCACGGCCACUGUGAGCAGCACCUCCAGCAGUGACAAGGCCGGUGUAGGUGGCCCCUUUGACCUGGGACACCUGGACUUCAUGACAGCCGACAUCCUCUCAGACAGCUGGGAAUUCUGCUCCUUCCUGGAUGUCUCCACCCCUUCAGACUCCAUGGAUGGCCCUGAGCCGGCACGACCAGGGGCUGGUUCUGACUACCGACUCAUGAACGGUGGCAUGCCCAUCCCUAAUGGGCCACAGGUGGAGACCCCAGACUCUUCCAGUGAGGAGGCCUUCAGCACAGGCCCUGUCAAGGGCCAACUGCCCCAGCGGACCCCAGGCACACGAGAGAGAGUGCGGUUCAGUGACAAAGUGCUCUACCAUGCUUUGUGCUGUGAUGAUGAGGAGGGGGAUGACGAGGAGGCAGCCGCAGAAGAGGAGGUGGGCCUGUCUCCAGAGCCUCCCCGUACUGAGGCCCAUGUGGGUCCCCUCAAGACCUCCCUGGCCCCCAACCAGCCGAGGCGUUCUCCACUGACUGGCCGAUGCUCAGGCCCCACCUUGGCCCCUGAGCAGACCCGAAGGGUCACGAGGAACAGCAGCACCCAAACGGUGUCAGACAAGAGCACGCAGACAGUGCUUCCCUACACGGCCACCAGACAGAAAGCCAAGGGGAAAAACUAG